AUGAAUCGCUGCUGGGCGCUCUUCCUGUCUCUCUGCUGCUACCUGCGUCUGGUCAGCGCCGAGGGGGACCCCAUUCCUGAGGAGCUCUACGAGAUGCUGAGUGACCACUCGAUCCGCUCCUUUGAUGACCUCCAGCGCCUGCUGCACGGAGACUCCGUAGAUGAAGAUGGAGCUGAACUGGACCUGAAUUUGACCCGGUCCCACUCUGGAGGAGAGCCAGAGAGCUUAUCCCGAGGGAGAAGGAGCCUAGAUUCCCUGACAGUGGCUGAGCCAGCCAUGAUUGCCGAGUGCAAGACACGCACAGAAGUGUUCAAGAUCUCCCGCAACCUCAUCGACCGCAGCAACGCCAACUACCUGGUGUGGCCGCCCUGCGUGGAGGUGCAGCGCUGCUCCGGCUGCUGCAACAACCACAAGGUGCAGUGCCGCCCCACCCAGGUGCAGCUGCGACACGUCCAGGUGAGAAAGAUUGAGAUUGUGCGGAAGAAGCCAACCUUUAAGAAGGCGACAGUGACCCUGGAGGACCACCUGGCAUGCAGGUGUGAGACAGUGGUUGCUGCACGACCUGUGACCCGAAACCCAGGGAGUUCUCAGGAGCAGCGAGCAGCCAAGACGCCCCAAACUCGGGUGACCAUUCGAACGGUGCGAGUCCGCAGGCCCCCCAAGGGGAAGCACAGGAAGUUCAAGCACACGCAUGACAAGAAGGCACUGAAGGAGACCCUGGGAGCCUAGGGGCAUCUGCAGGAGAGCGGGCAGGGUUAUUUAAUAUGGUAUUUGCUGUAUCGCCCCCAUGGGGUCCUUGGAGUGAUAAUAUUGUUCCCCUCGUCCGUCUGUCUCGAUGCCUGAUUCGGACGGCCAAUGGUGCUUCCCCAACCCCUCCACGGUCCAUCCGCCCUCUGCCAGUGGGUGUCCUCUCAGUGGCCUCCAGCGUCUUGCCCGGAAACUAGAGAAGGAGAAGCUUGGAAGGAAAUGAAGGAUCUGGACUCCACCGAGGUCUUCUUCCCCCUCGACCCCGAGGAUCUGGGAUAAGAGUGCAAGAGGGACUGACGGGGAAAGGGCCUCCCUUCCCCAGGGCCUGGCCAGGCCCCCCUGAGCGCUGUGGACUGGCUCGAAGGACCCUGCCCAUGGCCCUGAGGACCUCUCCGCGCGGCCUGGACCCCCAGUCGGCUCUGAGGGGAACACCCUGGGGCAGGCCAGCGUGCCUCCUACUCCUGGGGCCAGACCAGGUGGGGGAGCACAGACUGGGGAAAACCCUCCCGACAGUGUCCAGGCCCAGUCACCUCUCCCUGGUCACCUCUGCGCACCUGGCUUUCUUUCAUGUUAUACGUAUGGAAUCUUCGAAGAUGUGAACUCUUCCGGGCAAGUGUGGCCUGAGCACCAGGCAGCCAAGUGCCCUCUCAGAUGGGUUAGAGAUGAAGUUUGCUCUGGAGGUGGGUGAAGAUGGUGACCUGGGCGUCCACUGCCUCCUCCCGCUCCCCCCUUUCACUUCCUCCUGUUUCGCCUCUCUGCCUCCACCCUGCAUCUCCCUCUUCUCCUGGCCCUGACGUCUGCUCCACCAAGGGGAGCACCCCUUAUUGAGGUCCUGAUGACCCCAGUGACUGCUCCCGAGGGCAGAAGGCCAGGGGCCAGCGCAGCAGGGGCCUGCCCAUUGUACCCCAGCCCAGCCAAGACUACCCUGCAAGGGUGUGCAGGGUGCGCACUGCAGGCAGGGACCACUGCUCACGUCGGAGACACGGCCAGUUUGUAUAUUUAUUAUGACCGUUUCCUGGCAGAUGGAGGUACAGUGUCUUGAGGAAGGGGCUUCUUUCCCUGACACCAAUGCUCGUGUGGACGGGCUGUGCCCCUGACCCAACCCAUGGCUUGGAGUGGUCGGAGUGAGCUCGUGGUGGAGGGCGGGGAGGUAACACGUUAUGCAUCGGGCCUCCGUUUCCCCAAGUCCUCAGCUCAAGCAGUUCCCCUUCCAGGAAGGUGUGAACAACCCAAGAGGAAGUCUCCAAGGGCGGGGCAGUCCUUGUGCCCCUGCACGCUCCCUCAUCUAGACCCUUUGGGGCUCCACCUCUGGUGGCUCCUGCCAGGAAGCAGCUCCUGGGCUGGGAGUGGGGAGGAAGGGAGAGGAUCCAGGUCCCCUGGGGGUGGGCUCCGAGCUCCCGCCUCCCCUCCCACCUUCCACUGCACUUUCCCCUCCCCCUCGCCCCAAUCUGCUUCCUUCAGUUUGUAAAGUCGGUGAUUAUAUUUUUGGGGGCUUUCCUUUUAUUUUUUAAAUGUAAAAUUUAUUUAUA
Molecule: messenger RNA, 2276 nt
Organism: Molossus molossus (Pallas's mastiff bat)
Lineage: Eukaryota; Metazoa; Chordata; Mammalia; Chiroptera; Molossidae
Gene: PDGFB
Product: platelet derived growth factor subunit B
Exons: 7
Coding region: 1-729 (242 amino acids)
Biological process (GO): positive regulation of MAP kinase activity; positive regulation of protein autophosphorylation; positive regulation of cell migration
Cellular component (GO): membrane
Molecular function (GO): growth factor activity; platelet-derived growth factor receptor binding
Source: RefSeq, a predicted model, not a curated record